AUGACGGCGUCAAACCAACUCACGCUACAACAGGUAUUGGUUCAAUUCGCUACCGGUUUGCAGAAUAAUUCUGUCUUUUACACUACUGCAACCAAGAAUACAGCUUCUCCAUACUCAACGGUCCCAUCUGCUGUUCAAUUAUUGAAUCAUCAAGACCCAUUCAAUCAUAUCAAGGACCAAGUCAAUGCUCAACAAUUGACUACUAUCUUCACCAAUGAACUAACAUUAUUGAAAGGUUUACCUCAUUUGAAUGCUUUAAAGGGAAGUCCUGUCAUUAUCAAUGUCGAUCUAGACCUUCAAGAUUAUUCUAUAAUUCCAGCUUUGAAAGAUUUGGCUAUUACCACUUUCAUCUCCAAUGAUUUGGAUGCCGCUGUUAAGAAUGCUAGAACUGUUCAAGAUGUAGCAUUAAAAACUCUAUCUCCAGUUUUCCAUUUUAUCAACUUCAACAAGGCAAGUGGGCAACUUUAUGGAAAGGAUUUGAACUUACCAGAAUAUCAAAUAUCAGAAGAUGUCUCCGAUUUGGAUACUUUGAUUGGAUCUGACAAUUUCGAAUUAGUCGCAAAUAAGUCAAAUGCUUCUCCAUCAGUCCUUAUUGUAAAUUUAUCACCUUAUGACCAAGAGUUCGAAGAAAAUUUACCAACUGAUGCAGCUCUUUUGAAAAUUAAUAUCUACAGACCAUGGAAAAUAGAUCAAUUGUUACAAUUGCUUCCAGCUUCAGUUAAUAAAUUAGCCAUUGUGCAAGGUGCUUGUAAGGAAUCUCAAAGAAAUGGAUUUGAACCACUACUAUUGGAUUUCUUUGCUGAUCUAAACCAAUUGACUUCCAGGGGUAUCGAUCAAGUCAUUCUUUCUAAUGUCGGUAUUUUAGCUAAGGAUUACAAAGACACUUUGGACAUUAUCGUUAACAACAUUCAAAAGGAAUCUCCAAAUCAAGCCUUAUUCUUGGGAAAAUCAAAUGAAACUAAUGAAGAUGCAACUUUAUUAACUUCUUCCGUGGAAAAAGUAUUAAAUUUGGAACAAGCUUAUUUGAAAGUCUUAAAACAACUAUUUUCUUCUAAUUUAAACAUCUUAAAUGAAUAUUCCAGUGAAACUGUCAAGAGUAACACUCCAGAAUUUGGGUUUGGUCGUUUCCUUAAUGAUGAAGAACAACGUAAUAAAUUAUUGAAUUUGGCCAAGAAAUCUUUAGAUGCAUCCCUAUACCACUCCGCAAGAUCAAAUGAAUUGGUUCAAUUAUUAUCUAAAUGGAUCGAAUUCCAUAAUGAGAAUUUGGAUGAAUCUCAAGUCAUCGAAGCUAAUAACGUUGGUACUCAAAUAUUUAAUAUCCUUCAAGAAAAUCAAGAUUCUAAGACAGCUUUAGAAUUCUUGCAAUUGGGUUCAACAGAGGAUGCCUACCUUUUCAAAUCUCAUUGGUUAGUCGGUUCAGAUGCUUGGUCAUACGAUUUAGGUUAUUCUGGUGUGCAUCAAGUGCUAUCUUCUAAGAAAAAUAUUAACGUUCUAUUAAUUGACUCUGAACCUCAUGACGCUAGAAAGGCAUCUCCACGUAGUAAGAAGAAUGUUGGUCUAUAUGCUAUGAAUUUUGGUAAUGUUUAUGUCGCUUCCGUUGCUGUAUAUUUCUCAUACACUCAAUUGUUAACCUCUUUGUUGGAAGCCGCAAGAUUCAAUGGUCCAUCUAUUGUUUUAGCUUAUUUACCAUACCAUUCAGAACAGGAUAGUCCAUUGGAAGUAUUAAAGGAAACUAAGAAUGGUGUAGAAUCUGGUUACUGGCCUCUUUAUAGAUUUGACCCAAUUAAGGAUCAACAAGGUGAAGCAUUCCAAUUAGAUUCAUCUGUUAUUAAGAAGGAACUACAAGCUUUCUUGGAUCGUGAAAAUAAAUUAACAUUAUUAGCUAAAAAGGAUCCUCAAUUCGCCAGAGAUUUGAAACAAUCCGCUACUGAUGCCAUCACUAGAAAACAAGAAAAGAGAGCUAAAGUUGCAUUUGAUGAAUUAUUAGAAGGUCUCUCUGGUCCUCCAUUACACAUUUAUUACGCAUCUGAUGGUGGUAAUGCCACAAACUUGGCCACCAGAUUAUGUUCUCGUGCAAGUGCAAGAGGUUUGAAGGCAACUGUCAUGUCUAUGGAUGAUAUUAUCUUGGAAGAUUUAGCAGGCGAAGAAAAUGUCGUGUUUAUUACUGCUACUGCAGGUCAAGGUGAAUUUCCACAAGAUGGUAAGGCUUUUUGGGAUGGUAUUAAAUCUUCAACUGAUUUGGACCUUGCUUCUUUGAACGUGGCUGUCUUUGGUUUGGGUGACUCUUUGUACUGGCCUCGUAAGGAAGAUGCUCAUUAUUUCAAUAAACCUGCUAAGGAUUUAUUCAAACGUUUAGAAUUAUUAACUGCCAAUGCUAUUGUUCCUUUGGGAUUAGGUGAUGAUCAAGACACCGAUGGAUUCCAAACUGCUUAUGAACCAUUUGAAACCGCUCUAUGGGAAUUCUUUGGGGUUGCUAAUGCUGAUGUUGAAGAUGAACCAAAACCAUGGACCAAUGAAGAUAUGAAGAUCAACUCUGAUUUCUUGAGAGGUACAAUUGUUGAAGGUCUUGCUGAUCCAACAACUGGUAAUAUUCAUCCAUAUGAUGCUCAAUUAACCAAAUUCCAUGGUUGUUAUAUGCAAGAUGACCGUGAUAUUAGAGAUAUUCGUAAGGCUCAAGGUUUGGAACCUCUAUAUAGUUUCAUGUCAAGAGUUAGAUUACCAGGUGGUAAAUGUUCUGCUGAACAAUGGUUAGUCCUUGAUAAAUUAGCUGAUACUGUUGGUAACGGUACGAUGAAGGUUACUACUAGAGCUACUUUCCAACUUCAUGGUAUUAUCAAACAAAACAUCAAACACGCUAUUAGAGCCAUGAACUCUACUUUAAUGGAUACCCUUGCCGCUUGUGGUGAUGUCAAUAGAAAUGUUAUGGUUUCAGCUUUACCAGCUAAUGCUAAAGUUCACGAACAAGUUUCUAGUAUGGGUUAUGAUAUUUCUGAAUAUUUCUUACCAAAGACUACUGCCUACCAUGAAAUUUGGUUAGAAGGUUUGGAUGACCGUGAUGAAAAAUCAUGGCCUGAAACAUUUGCUAAUAGAGAUGAAGGUCCAACAAAGAAGAAAACUUUGGUCGGUGGUAAGGCGUUGGUUGAUGUCGAACCUAUCUAUGGCCCAACUUACUUACCAAGAAAGUUCAAGGUCAAUAUUACUGUUCCUCCAUACAAUGAUGUCGACGUCUUCGCUGCUGAUGUCGGUUUAAUUGCAAUUGUCGAUCCUCAAACUCAAAUUGUUAUUGGUUAUAACAUGUAUGCCGGUGGUGGUAUGGGUACUACUCAUAACAACAAAAAGACUUACCCAAGAACUGGUUCCUUGUUAGGGUUUGUCACUCCUGAAGAAGUUAUUCCUGCUAUUGAAGCUGUUAUGGUUAUUCAAAGAGAUAAUGGUGAUCGUGUCGAUCGUAAGCAUGCUCGUUUAAAGUAUACCAUUGACGAUAUGGGCACUGAUGUUUUCAAAAAGUUGGUAGAAGAACGUCUAGGGAAGACCUUUGCUCCAGAAAAGGGUUAUGAAAUUAAAUCAAAUGUUGACUAUUUCGGUUGGGUUAAGGAUGAAACUGGUUUGAAUCAUUUCACUGCCUUCAUUGAAAAUGGUAGAAUUGCUGACACACCAGAAGCUCCACAAAAGGCUGGUCUAAAGAAAGUUGCUCAAUUGUUACAAAAGAAUAAGUCAGGUCAUUUUAGACUAACUGGUAACCAACAUAUCUUAAUAUCUGGUAUUGAAGAUCAACAUUUGGAUGAAAUUAAAUCCAUCUUAAAGGCCUAUGAACUAGAUAACCUGUCUUUAAGUGGUUUAAGACUAUCUUCUUCCUCUUGUGUUGGUUUACCAACUUGUGGUUUGGCUAUGGCGGAAUCUGAACGUUAUUUACCUGUUUUGAUCACUCAAAUUGAAGAUAUUCUGGAAGAAUAUGGGUUGCGUCAUGACUCUAUUGUUAUGAGAAUGACUGGUUGUGCAAAUGGUUGUUCUCGUCCAUGGUUGGCAGAACUUGCCUUGAUUGGUAAGGCUCCUCAUACCUAUAAUCUAAUGUUAGGUGGUGGUUAUUAUGGUCAAAGAUUGAAUAAGUUAUACAGAGCUUCUGUAAAGGAUGACGAUGUCUUAGAUAUUUUGAAGCCAUUAUUCAAGAAAUGGGCCCUUGAAAGAGAACAAGGAGAACAUUUUGGUGAUUUCUUGAUUAGAGCAGGCAUAAUUAACCCAACUACUGAAGGGAAAUAUAUCCAUGACGAUAUUCCUGAGGAUGCUUAUUAA
Naumovozyma castellii is the source of this 4290-nucleotide messenger RNA. RefSeq names its product sulfite reductase (NADPH) subunit beta (gene MET5). The record is from RefSeq and is a predicted model, not a curated record. The transcript has a single exon. Lineage: Eukaryota; Fungi; Ascomycota; Saccharomycetes; Saccharomycetales; Saccharomycetaceae. Bases 1 to 4290 code for a protein of 1429 amino acids.